Solanum stenotomum is the source of this 357-nucleotide messenger RNA. RefSeq lists its product as uncharacterized. The coding region runs from base 1 to 357 and encodes 118 amino acids. The transcript has a single exon. NCBI's taxonomy places the organism in Eukaryota, Viridiplantae, Streptophyta, Magnoliopsida, Solanales, Solanaceae. The record is from RefSeq and is a predicted model, not a curated record.
AUGCGUGGAUAUGAAUCUGGUUCUCAAUUGGAAAAAUGUCACUUUAUGGUGAAGGAAGGUAUCGUUCUCGGGCACAAGGUGUCACAAAAGGAGCUAGAGAUUGACAAGGAGAAAAUUGAGUUCAUUAAGAAAUUACCCCCACCAAUUUCAGUGAAGGGUGUUCGCAGCUUCUUAGGUCGUGCAGGUUUCUACCGAAGGUUUGUUAAAGACUUCUCAAAGAUUGCACAUCCACUAUGCAAACUCUUCGAGAAGGAAGUAAAAUUCCAUUUUGAUGAUGCUUGUAUGAUCGCAUUUAAGUGCUUGAAGGAAAAAUUAGUAUCUACCCCAAUUAUCGCCUAUCCUAAUUGGUCUGUCUGA